AUGAGAUUUGAAAACACGGAAGAUGAUCCAUCCCGCGACGUUAGAACGGCUGCCGGGGUGAUCUCGGCCAUCGUCAUCUUUUUGGGUCUUUGCGCGGUCUGCGUGAAGUCCAGCAAGUUUCGCGAAUCUGGAAAGUCUCGUGUCGUGGCGAGGAACCUCGACUUUACCAAGCUAGACAUCCCAGCGGAUUCUUCUGAAGAACAGAUCAUAUCAAAACUUCAAAACGGAUGGCAACAGCAUCUUCGAGGCCGAGCGACAUCACGCCUGGAGAACGAACGGGAUACCUCACAUGGGGAGCCCAUCUGGUUGUCGAUUUACGCCAACAUGGCCAACUUCAGGCACUGGGCGCUCUUGACGCAUCGGUACAAGUACGAGCUCAGGGAAAGAAAACGCAACGGAAUCCGGUAUGAUCCGUAUGAUCUCGAGGCCGGCGGUUUCCAGAACGAAGCAGACCAGCCGGUGGAAGCAUUCGCCGCUAGAGAUGCUGUCGAGGACGUCAGCAACACGUCGGGAUUCGCCAGGUACUACGAGCAAGUCAUUCGCGAAGACAAGGAUCACGAUCCGAUGAUGGCACAACGCGCAGAGGCAAUUCGACAGACCCAAGUGCCACGAGUUUACAAAGACAACGUUGGGCUUCUGUAUGUCAUCCACCUCGGGUGGACUACCAAAACAAAGGACGAAGUGGACAAGAUUUGCGUGGCGGUAGCACAAAGCUUCGGCCGGUAUAAUGUUGUGAGCAACAACUGCCAACAUUUUGUCAGGCUCCUUGCUACUAGCAUCGUCGACAAGAAGUCGGAAGAUUGGGAAUGGUUUGAAGGAGCAGCGAAUAAGAGGUAUGAAUAUGUAGGGCCUCUGACGAUAGGUCCUCCAGCAGGUCUUGCUCAGCUUUGUCUGGACAGACUGACCAGUAUGCUGGCAAACGACGAGAUCAAAGACCCCGAGGUGAAGGCGAAGAUUAUCGAGCACAUACAGACGCUGUCUACGUACGUGGAUAACUUGAAAAGGGAGAUCGACGAGGAGCUCAACAGAACUGUGGAGUUUGGCAGGCGGGAUGCGGGAUGGAAUCAAAUGAUGGGGCAAAUGGGGAGCGGCGGGGGUAUGGCCGGAGGGUGA
Molecule: messenger RNA, 1113 nt
Organism: Colletotrichum karsti
Lineage: Eukaryota; Fungi; Ascomycota; Sordariomycetes; Glomerellales; Glomerellaceae
Exons: 1
Coding region: 1-1113 (370 amino acids)
Source: RefSeq, a predicted model, not a curated record